AUGUCGCCAACAAUCAUCACCCUCAGCGAGUCGACCUACCUGGAGUUCCCCCAGGAGCUUGCGGACCACGUCAUCCAGCUGCUCCAGCACGACUUGGUGUCUCUGAAACACUGCAGCCUCGUGUGCCGCUCGUGGCUUUACUCGAGCCGUAUACACCUCUUCCGGACGCUGUCGUUGACGCCUAAGAAACUGCAACAUCUUCUAGAGGUCAUCGACGCCACACUCUUUCCCGCCAUCCUCCCAUACGUCAGACGCGUUCAUGUCUCCAGCGACGCACACACACCGGCUCCAAACGUCCUCGCCCUCUUCGCAAAAUCCACCCCGAUGCUCACCCACCUACACCUCCAUUCACUCUUUUUCAUCAACUUCCUCGACCUCCUCGACCUCAUAUGCUUGUUUCCAUAUUUGCAAUCCCUCGUCCUGGAGCAAGUUUGUUGGGAGGCCGGAGGGUCGGGGAAGAACCGCGCAGAGAUACAGAGUCGAGUCUUACCACCGUUCGUUGACCACCUUCGUUUACGUAACACUCCCUUGCGCGAGUUGUUCACCUGGAUCGUCCUCCACCCCAAACUGCCAAAGGUCUCGCGCCUCGACGUCGGGCCUAUCGAGGAGUACGACACGCCGUACGUCGGCAAGUACAUGUUUCAAAUCGGCUCCUGCUUCGAGCAUAUGUCGUUUUCCUUCGGGUUCGGCGAGAAGGGGCACAUCUGCGCCACCGACUUCAUCGACAAGAUGCGCGCCGCGUCGGCGCGACCGCACUACCAGCGUCCCGCGAAGGUGACGAUGGCCGACCGGUUUUGGGAGGUGUUCGGGAUCGACCCUUGCGAGGGCAUGUCCACGUUCACGAGCCUUCGCACCCUGCGGAUCGACAAUCUCGUAAACGACACCUACGCGCAUCAGAGCACGGCGCUGUUCUGGGCCCCGCGCGUCAUCUCGUCAGUGCGCUCGUCGAACCUCGCCCACAUCGUCUUCACCAUCCACAUCUCCCGCACCGGCGUCCUCGACAAGUACGACGUCAACUGGGAAUAUUUCGACGAGGUUUUCGCGAGCGAGUAUUAUACGCGGUUGCGAUCAGUUCAUUUUGAGAUCGGCGGACGCGUCAAUGUGGAGAGCGUCGCGAGUCUGAUAUCCUCGAGGCUUCCACGUGCAGCGAGCCGCGGUAUCCUUUCGUUUCAAAAGUUAUAA
Molecule: messenger RNA, 1182 nt
Organism: Cyclocybe aegerita
Lineage: Eukaryota; Fungi; Basidiomycota; Agaricomycetes; Agaricales; Hemipholiotaceae
Source: the annotation of a GenBank genome assembly